Messenger RNA from Aspergillus eucalypticola CBS 122712, 3393 nucleotides. RefSeq lists its product as uncharacterized. The record is from RefSeq and is a predicted model, not a curated record. Bases 95 to 3127 code for a protein of 1010 amino acids. NCBI's taxonomy places the organism in Eukaryota, Fungi, Ascomycota, Eurotiomycetes, Eurotiales, Aspergillaceae. The transcript has 14 exons.
CUCCUUUUCUUAUAAUGAUCACGAGUCCCCAGAUACUGAUGGUCUCGACAACUACUUCCUGCAUAGUGGACAUCAGGUGUGCAACAACAGCGUCAUGGUUGACAACGCGGAUCAACACGGUACUACUCCCACCAGGAGCGCGGAAGCGAUCCCAUCUUCUAUAAACAGAGAUCAGCCUCUUCCUUCGGUCGAGUUUACCUUCUCCUGCAGCCCAUCGUCUCCCGAAUGCCUGACCCCGAAUUCGUCCGUCGACGGCUUCAACGCAGCUACCCCAGAAGGUCGCCGAUCCUCUACGACGCCAACCACGCGGUUGCUCUUUCAAGAUCUCCAUCUGAGCGAUAGCAACUCUCCUGCAGCCCAACAGCCACCAAGUAAUCAAUCAAGCAUAGUUCAUAACGAUUCUGGCUUAACACCUACGGGCAGCGCCCAUCGUACAACCUACCGGGAUCUGCACAAUUCUACCCCUAGCCCUAUAGGUCCCUCUUAUGUACGACCAAGCCAACAACGGUCACCGACCUCGCCCUCGGGAGAUGUCAGCUCUCAUUUCCGGAAUCUAAAUCUGGGAGACGCAGAUAGUUAUGUUUCUGAUUCCGACAGAAGCUCUACAGUCGACAGUGAGGGAGAUGCAGCGGAAGAAGAUGAUGAGGAUGCCUACAACAUUCGUCAUGAGUCUCUUCCCCAGGAGCCUAUCUAUGAUAUUCGACUUCAAAAUGCGCUGCGAGAUGUCAGGAGUGAACUGACGAGUCUUGCACAAAUAAUGAGCGGUAACGCCCUUGCCCACGACAAUAGUAGUGACUUGUCCAAGCUUUAUGAGAAGACACGUGAAGCAAGUCGAUUCGCUUAUCCAGCGACACGCACGGUAGGCUUCAUCGGCGACUCGGGUGUUGGGAAGAGCAGUUUGAUAAAUUCGCUUCUAGAUCAAGAGGGCUUGGCUCGGUCGAGCGGAGACGGUGCUGCUUGCACCACUGUCGUUACCGAAUUCCGGAGUGUAAAUGAUACCUAUCCAGAAAACUAUACCGUUGUUGCAGAUUUCAUGGACAAUGACGAGGUCAGUGAGCUCCUCGAGGAGCUUUUAUCCAGUGUUCGGAAAUACUACACGGAAGCCUUCCGUGAAGUGAGAACGUCGGAAGAGCAGGAGAAUAUCAAAGUUGCGGCCAAAAGAGCCUGGGACACCUUGAAAUCCCUCUUUCCUCAUGAGCGGGACCUGGACAUUGAUUUCCUUGCCCAGGAAGGAGACGAGGCCGUCACUACAAUCACGAGGACCUUGCUGGAUUGGGCCAUGGCGGGCUUAGAUACCCGACCAGGAGGGCGUGAUAACUUACAGUAUACGGUUGUGUCUCACCAUGCGGAUCAAUGCAUGAAGCAUCUUGACAGACUGAUGGCCAAUGAUGACGACGGUGAUAACCCUGCUUUGUGGCCGUUUGUGAAGUUGAUCAGGGUCUAUUUGCGCUCGCCCGUUCUACGCACGGGUUUAGUUUUGGCCGACCUCCCAGGAUUUCGCGACUUAAACUACGCUCGGGUGCGAGCGACGGAAAGGUACCUACGCCACAGCUGCGACGAGGUGUUUAUUGUGAGUAAUAUUAUGCGAUGUACAACCGAUCAGUCAAUAGGGGAUAUCAUCCGUCGAUGUGCGCGGGAUCAGCCUAUCCGCAUUGUGUGUACUCGCUCCGAGGACGUCAAUUCAGAAGAGACGGCACGUACCGCUCCUGCAGCAGAUGCUGUACGUAUCCGAAAUAUGAACAACCAAAUCCGGCAGCUCGAUCGCAGGAUCACGCAGACAGGUACUCGCAGACGAAAAUCGCACGGAAGUAGGAUGCAGAGUCUCGCUGCAGAGGAAAGUAACCUCAGGGAUCAGAAAGAAACCCUUGAGCUUCAGUUGAUGAACUUCCUCGUCAUUCGAAGAAAUACAUCUGUGACCAACUCUUUGUUGCAUGCCUGGGGGGGAAUGGCUCGCAUAUUCUGCGUGAGCAAUAAGCUCUACUCUGACCAUUGUGAGGACGAUCCACGACAGGCCAAUGGGUAUUUGGCACUCAGUGGUAUCCAAGAACUUCGACAGUACUGCCAAUCAGUGCCAGCAGAUGCGCAGUUCCGAGCCACGGUAUCUUAUCUUCAACAUGAAGUGCCAGCGCUGCUGGGUUCUAUUACGCAAUGGGCCUUAGCAGGGACUAGCACCAUGACUAUGGCCCGGGCAGAAGUCUUGCGACGGGUUUUGACUGAAGCCGAAAGCAGUCUGAAAGGGAGCAUAACCCGUGAUGGCUCGCAGGUACACUCAUUACAGAGUAACCUCAGGAGGCAAUUCUCCGAAGCUAUUACACAGCAAAUUCGCCGAAGUCGACGUGAUUGGAGGGACGAUGCAGUCGAGGCGAGCUCGGAAUGGGCAACUUGGCACCACAUGACAUAUGCAGCGUUCUGUCGCAACUACGGAACGUAUCAAACGGCAAAACAACCGUAUCGAUGCUGGAACGAAGAGAUUCUCGGCUCGGGAAUUGACCAGCUAUCUCUGGCGUGGAAAUCCGUGCUCAACCGGCUUGAAGAAGAGGGUAAGAAGCUCGAAGACGAAAUCUCCAGGAUAUUUCAAGGGGUGCAUGAUUCUAUACACGAGCAACGGGAUUUGGCCCCCGAAACCCUAGGAAACUUGAUUCUGAACCUCCGAAUGCGACGGACGUGUAUACUGGACGCUGUUCAUUGCUCCAUCGAACGUCUAACUGAUGACACUGAAAAUAUCAUGGAAGACACAGUGGGUGGACACGCGAGCUCAUAUAUUGCGGGAGUCAUGCGUCCAGUCUAUAACCAUUGCAUGCAACAAAGCGGAACGGGAAGUGAUUCGCGUCGGAAGCAAACCAUGAAUCGUCAUCUCAGUUCACGUAGUCUAUUCCAAGACUUUGCCGACAAUAUUGCUCUCGACUAUGAAGAAAUAAUCGACGGAGCAUUUGAGGAGUUAAAUCAGAAGCUUAGCGAGGAGGUUGCUAAUAUCACCCGAGAUUUACAUGCCACGGUCACUGUGGAGGGAGAAAUCUCUGAAGCUGGAAGGAAUCCCGAAUGUACAGAAGGAGUUAAGCGAAGGGUGGAAACAUGCCAAAGAGCCUUGGCGAAUGCUCAGACGAUAGUGCUAGGGUUGAGAGAGUGACACGAAGGAGUCCAUACGCAUAUCAUCGGCUAGUAGUGACAGGAGGAAUAUAUUGUCGUGAUAUAUACUACAGUGGUUCGAAGUUGACCGGAGGUCAAGGAUGCUUUUCUCUUUUUGACGAUGAAGACAGUACAGUGACCAAAGGCCUCCCAUCUUGCCAAGUUAUAUAUUUCCAUUCAAUCUGCAGCGGUCUUUACUUACUUUAUCAAGGCUUCUAUACUUUCUUAUGUCAUAUGUGUGUCAUAAUCUAAGAGCAUAAACAGCAG